AUGAACUCAGCUGUGGUAUUGGUGAUAGUCAUGUUGCUGGCCAGCCACGUCAGCAGCUCACCGAUCAUAAACUUUUCGUGGGACACGCCGAGGCAUUUUUGUGGAUCACAACUCGCCAACGUGUUGGCGUUGAUCUGCAGCAAUGGAUACAACUUCCAUCCGGCAAGUGAUGAUGUUACCGUCCCAAGCCGCCGUCGAAAAAGAGUAAUAGUUGAAGAGUGCUGCGAGAACACUUGCACUCCACAUCACCUGAAAGCCUACUGCUGGGAAAAUCGAAGGUCUGAUACUCGGAGUGUUUUGGAACCGUCCGCGUCUGUAGAGAAACCCUCGGUAGACAAAAACGUGAAACCCCAGAAAGACCCCACGAGUAACACACUAGUAGUAGACAACAGUCUGAUGCAGGCUGAGCAAGCGACUGUCAAAACGAAAUCCAAUAGUAUUAUUAUACCCAAUUCUAAAGAGCUCGGUAGGCAAAACAACAUUAAGACCAUAAAAUACAACACGGUCUCGUACGUCCCAAAGAAAGAAGCGGUGAUCGUCCAGGACCCGGUGCCAGGACGAGUGAAAACUGUAACACCAUACUUUGACAAAAUGCCAUCGGUCAUCGUUACUAAAACCACGCAACACUGA
Molecule: messenger RNA, 630 nt
Organism: Macrosiphum euphorbiae (potato aphid)
Lineage: Eukaryota; Metazoa; Arthropoda; Insecta; Hemiptera; Aphididae
Source: the annotation of a GenBank genome assembly